CAACCAAAUCACAAAGCCUUCCCGCGACAAUUCAUAGCCCUUUACACGAACCAAAUCACAAGGCUUUACCGCGACAAUUCGUAGCCCUAAAUGUCAUUGUUAAAGUUGUUUGAUGGUUCCGCAAAGGAGGACAGAGUGGGGUGGGUUUGGGCUUCUAUUGAAUCUGGCUAAUUGUCAGCACGCGUCACUCGUUAAUCCCUGGAGAAUACCUAGGUACUGUUUAUGAACCGUAUGUUACAUUCGCGUACAGUUGCAUAUUUACUUUAGUUCUAGAAAGUGUUCGUUCGUUUAAGUAUGAGUUCCCCACUUCGAGAGAUUUUGGCUAACCGGCCGAAUGUUGAUAUCAGCUGUCUUUUGGUUAGUCCGAAGGGCAAAGUUGCAAAACCGAGGCCCAAACCUGAACGUCAACAGUCACUUCUACUCUUCACGGGUGAGGUACGCCUUGGAGUUGGCCUCCAAAUUCCAUGAGUCGUCUGUGGUCUACUCCGUUGACAAUAAAAACAAAAUUCUUCUUGGCGACCAGGUGGCCGCUGUGAACCGGGGCAUCCAGAUUAAUUGAUUCUUUCCCGCUGAUGACUGCCCCAACCUCCCUGACCACGACUUCCCCACUCCCGGGUACUUCCUUGUUCCUUGUGGCUACCUUCAGAUGGUUCCCCCGUCUCCAUCUACGCUAACCAGAGAUAAUCUUGGACGGGACCAGUAUGAGCUCCCCAGAAGAUCGAGGGCUACUAUCAUAAACAGGAGUCCCCAGAACCCAUGUCAUGUGUCAACUCACAUGAAUGACAUGAUCAAGCAUCUGAAGGUAGCAGAAGAGGUGGCAAAAGGGCAUUCACUUCUUGUACUGAUUGCGGAUGGCGGGCCGGAUUUCAACGUGAACCAUGCGGUUAAUGAAAUCUACUAUGGCCGCCUCUUCAAGCAGUGCAAGCUGGACGCCCUAAUUGCCACCUCGUACUGUCCUGGCCAUUCAGCCUUAAACCCCGUGGAGCGGCUGUGGGCCCCGUGCACCCGAGCAUUGACCUCCACGUCGAUACCCGCAGCGCUCCCCGGGGAGCUGCCUCCCAAGCGGCAGUCCCUCACCCAAGAUGAAUGAGAAAGGAAGGAUGCAGAGGUGUUCAACAAUGUCAUGGAACACGUCAAACACUAUUGGAAGGGGCUCCACUACGCUGGGCAUCCGGUCACCACCAUCACAACGCCCAGCGGAUUCCAAGAUGCGCCCCUCGAUGACUUCGACCGUGUACCCACUGCAGUGUCAUCAUCGGCGACUAGUCUGCGGGAGGAUCGAGCAGUGUAUGAUGAAUACAAGUUCGUCAUGCGACACAUGGAUCGGCGCAUUGGCAUGGUGAUUUUUGCCAAAUGUUCCGAUCCAGGGUGUCAGCACUGCUUAUCCAACCCCCCAGUUGCCAAUGAUAUGCUGCAGUGUGUGCGCAGCUUCCCGACGCCUAUUCCAUCAACCGAACAUCCAAGUCAUUUUUUGACCUUUAUGGAGGCCAUUCGCGACACCAGACAGCCCCCAUGCGAACACAUGCCCUUGUUCAAUCAAAAGUCAUUGGGGCGCUGCAAAGAGGAGGGGUGCAGAUAUGUGUUCACCAGCAAGAAAGAUGUUGCUGACCACAAGAGAAAGGCACACAGAUAAACGUUCCGUCGUGACAAAAUGAGCAGGCUCAUAAUUAAUGUGAAUCAUUUUUUUUAAUCAGACAGGCGUUAUCUAAAUUGUACCUUUCAUCGUUUUGUGGCUGAAAAUUAUAUAUCGGGAAAUGAAAAGAAGAAAGAAACUAGAGCUAUGUCUGUUCGAUGAACAGAAUACAAGGCUUUUCUGCCUUUUUGGGGGGUUGUUUUGUCCAUCCAUGCAAGAACAUACCGUAGUUACAGACCUAACUUUUCCACAUGUAGGACUUUAUUCACCUUUUAACAUGACGUCAAAUAUCCUGUGAUGACCUCAUCGUGACAACACUUGUCAGUGCACAUGCUUUCAUUGUUGUCUUGAUGUGCACCAAGUUUGACGUCGAUCCCAUGAAAGAAAGUGUCAACUUUUUUUAGCGGAAUACAAUUUAAAAUAUUAAAAAAUAAUAAUAAAAAAAUCAACAGAUGACGUCAAGAUGACGUCA
Molecule: messenger RNA, 2105 nt
Organism: Patiria miniata (bat star)
Lineage: Eukaryota; Metazoa; Echinodermata; Asteroidea; Valvatida; Asterinidae
Exons: 2
Coding region: 647-1090 (147 amino acids)
Source: RefSeq, a predicted model, not a curated record